This is a messenger RNA of Neltuma alba, 1810 nucleotides long. RefSeq names its product protein TOM THREE HOMOLOG 1-like. The record is from RefSeq and is a predicted model, not a curated record. The transcript is spliced from 11 exons. The coding region runs from base 473 to 1366 and encodes 297 amino acids. NCBI's taxonomy places the organism in Eukaryota, Viridiplantae, Streptophyta, Magnoliopsida, Fabales, Fabaceae.
UAAAGAUUUUUUUAUACGUACUUAAAGAUAAUUGCACACAACUUAAGAAGACUGGAGUCCUUUGGCCAAUAUAUUUCUCAAGGGAAAAAUUUGAACCAAAUUUUCUUCAAUUAAAUUGAUGAUCAAAAUAAUAAUUUUGGUCUAAAAAACAAAAAUUCCGCUUGUACACGUUGCCCCAUGAUUGAUGAAGCCUGGAUUUGAAACCCCAGGCAGACCGGCUAUCAUCGGUCAUCUUCCAGAGACGUCCAUUGCCCCUCUAGCCGGUUGCGCCCCAUUGCGUUUCUUGGAUUCGUGCCGGUCGUUUGAGGUUCGAGGAAAAAAAACAGAAGAAACUGUAAAAAUAAAAAAGAAAUAAAAAAGGGUCCAUAAUCUGCUUCUGUCCUUCCUCUUUCGUCUUCACGAAUUAAUCUAGGUCGCUUGUGAUUUUGCUAACAAGAUUCGCCGGCGCGUACUUACAAUCGAAUCAAUUUGAAUGGGUCGCAACGGCGUGCCGGUGUCGACGUCUUCCGCGGUGGGGUUGGCUGUAGCGGCCAUCGAGCUCACGGAAUCCUCCAGUUGGUGGCACGACGUCAAUGAUUCUCCGGUCUGGCAGGAUCGUAUCUUCCACGUUCUCGCUGCUCUUUAUGGGAUCGUAGCUGUCGUUGCUGUGGUUCAACUAGUUCGUAUACAAUUGAGAGUACCGGAAUAUGGUUGGACCACGCAGAAAGUCUUUCACUUUCUCAAUUUUUUGGUGAACGGGGUUCGAUGUUUUGUAUUUAUAUUCCGCCGGGACGUGCAGAAGUUGAAGCCAGAGAUUGUCCAACAUAUCAUACUUGAUAUGCCAAGUCUUGCUUUCUUCACAACGUAUGCACUCUUGGUCCUAUUCUGGGCAGAGAUAUACUACCAGGCACGUGCUGUGUCUACUGACAGACUGAGGCCAAGCUUCUAUGUAAUCAAUGCUGUAGUAUAUGCCGUUCAGAUCGCUUUGUGGCUGAUAUUAUGGUGGAAGCCCGUCAAUUUAUUGGUUGUCCUGUCGAAGAUGUUCUUUGCAGGGGUCUCUUUGUUUGCUGCUCUUGGGUUUCUUCUCUAUGGUGGAAGACUUUUCCUAAUGUUGCAACGCUUCCCUGUUGAAUCCAAAGGUCGGCGUAAGAAGCUACAAGAGGUUGGCUAUGUGACCACAAUAUGUUUUUCAUGUUUUCUUGUCAGGUGUAUUAUGAUGUGCUUUAAUGCAUUUGAUAAGGCCGCCAACCUUGAUGUCUUGGACCAUCCCAUUCUUAACUUCGUAUAUUAUCUGUUGGUGGAGAUAGUGCCUUCUUCGCUGGUGCUCUUUAUUCUGAGGAAGCUGCCUCCCAAGCGAGGGAUCACACAGUAUCAUCCAAUUCGCUGAAAAAGGUUGGAACAUAUGGAGGUAACCUGAAGAAAGGGUGUUAUCAAGUGCUUCCCUUAUUUCUUGGGAUGCUUCUUCCACUCCAAGAAUAGUUUUAGAAGAUAAGAGAAGCCGACCUUUCCUAUGUUUCCAGGGACAAACUUAAUGUCAUGAUCUGUAGAUUUUGAAACGAUUUGUCAUUUAAUGAAUUGGUCGUCUAUGUGCUGUGUGUUUUUGCUGUGAUGUUCUCUGAAUAGUGGCUGCUUUUCUGGUUCAGCAAAUUUGACCCAUGAGCAGCCAUUAUUAGAAGAGAACAGUGAUAUGGUGUAUCAUAGUCUUAAGUCGUCGUCUUCCUAUUUAUCACAUCCAGUUCAUAGAUACCAACUACAUUCAUGACUAUUGUGAAGCAUAAAGUGUACCUUCUGUGAGUUGAAUUUUAAAUUAUUUCACGUCUUUCAGAGCAUA